This is a messenger RNA of Nannospalax galili (Upper Galilee mountains blind mole rat), 1671 nucleotides long. Its product is annotated as nucleosome-remodeling factor subunit BPTF-like. Bases 509 to 1456 code for a protein of 315 amino acids. Gene Ontology annotation, cellular component: NURF complex. The record is from RefSeq and is a predicted model, not a curated record. The transcript is spliced from 6 exons. Gene Ontology annotation, biological process: regulation of transcription by RNA polymerase II. Gene Ontology annotation, molecular function: RNA polymerase II cis-regulatory region sequence-specific DNA binding. Lineage: Eukaryota; Metazoa; Chordata; Mammalia; Rodentia; Spalacidae.
GGCGGCUCGGGGACUGCGGGGCCUGCUGGGGGCGGGGCCGCGGCUCUCGCGUGCUGCUUGAGCGCUCGUGCUGAGAGAAAGGUCGAGAAAGAAGCAGCCCGCGGAAAGCGACUUUUUGGCUCCCGCGGUGGCGGCCACGAAGGACACUACGUACACCGAGAACGUGAGCCCUGCGUGUGCGUCUUAAAGGUUGUAGCUGGUUAAAUACAUCUGAAGGUAACAGCAGAGGAUGCAAAUUGCUGUGUGAAGCAGAUGAAGGUCAACAGUCAAGUUUAUGAUCCUAGAGGAGCAGGUGCAACCAAGCUUGGGAAGGAGGUGUGACUAAACUUGUCAGUUUAGUUUCCCAGGUGGAGGACAAGUUCAUACAACAGAAGAAGCCUGAAGAAGGAUAAUUUUCAAAUUUCAUGAGGAUGUUUCCCUGAACCCAAAACCAGACAAAGACAGCAGAAGAAAAGAAAACUACAGAGUUCAGAGGAAAACUUUCAGAAGCCAUUUCUCUCCUUCGACCAUGAGCUCCAGCACAGCUGAGAUCCUGAAAAAGAGAACGCUCCUAGACAAAGAUCUGCAGGUCGGGGUGCAGGAAGAGCUGAAGGGAGACCUGAACAUGAAGAAGGGGAGCGACACAGCACAGGUGGAGCAGGUGGUGCAGGCCAGUGUGGCAGCAGCACCCACAGCCCCAGUGACAGCAGCACUGGCAGCACCUCCAGCGCCUCCUCCUCCUCCUCCCUCAGCAUCCGCUCCACUGCCCCAUCCCACAACCCCACCACCAGCAGCUGCCCAGAAGAGGAAGCGGGAAGGGCAGAAGGAUGCCAAGUCCAAGAAGAAAAUGAUCUCCACUGCCUCAAAGGAAACUAAGAAGGACACAAAGCUCUACUGUAUCUGUAAAACACCUUAUGAUGAGUCUAAAUUUUAUAUUGGCUGUGAUCGGUGUCAGAAUUGGUACCACGGGCAUUGUGUUGGCAUCUUGCAAAGUGAGGCAGAGCUCAUUGAUGAGUAUGUCUGUCCACAGUGCCAGUCGAAAAAGAAUGCCAUGACAGUGCUCACACCACUGACAGAGAAAGACUAUGAGGGCUUAAAGAAGAUACUGCACUCCUUACAGACCCAUAAGCUGGCCUGGCCUUUCCUUGAGCCAGUAGACCCCAGUGUUGCACCAGAUUACUAUGGUAUUAUUAAGGAACCCAUGGAUCUUGCCACCAUGCAAGAAAGAGUACAAAAACGGUAUUAUGAAAAGCUGACGGAAUUUGUGGCAGAUAUGAACAAAAUUUUUGAUAACUGUCAUUACUACAAUCCAAGUGACUCCCCUUUUUGCCAGUGUGCAGAUGUCCUGGAAUUAUUUUUUGUACAGAAAUUGAAAGGAUUCAAGGUUAGCAGGUCUCUUAACAAGAAACGACAGUCUACAGCUUCAAGUUCAGUGUGUAAACUUAACCCAAAGCACAGCAAGAAUCGGGUUGUCUGAACUAGUUUAAAUUAAAGAGCCAGAUGAUUUUAGUCAGGUUAUCCUGACAAGGCUUGACCUGAACUUCGUUUUCCUUGGUCCUAACAGUCCAGUUGUAUUCUUGACCAAUUUUGUCAGACAGACAAGAACAAAGUUAAUGACAUCAUUAUCUUGUCAAGAUCAAAUGGUUUUACUAUUGUGGCAGAAGUGGGAAAACUUUGUUUAUUGAAAAAAAA